Anopheles coluzzii is the source of this 7424-nucleotide messenger RNA. Its product is annotated as prominin-like protein. The coding region runs from base 1252 to 4113 and encodes 953 amino acids. Lineage: Eukaryota; Metazoa; Arthropoda; Insecta; Diptera; Culicidae. The transcript is spliced from 15 exons. Gene Ontology annotation, cellular component: membrane. The record is from RefSeq and is a predicted model, not a curated record.
CGAAAAAUGGUUAUUUACUCUCGCGCAGUCACAGCGGACGGACGUGCGUGUGCGGUACGUGGUCCGUGUGUUCGCUCCGAAUGUUUUGGCGUUAGAAAAGGCCACACCAAAAAGGCAACAGUGAGGGAGGUAAAGCAAAGAAGCUGAAACGAUCCAGCGCAGCAGAAUAGAACAGCGUGCGGUGGCGCCGGGCCAAAGCGGUGUGCAUUUCAAUUAGGGAAAGAAAAAGGAAUCGUGCUGCUUUUUCCCCCGUGCACUGCGACGAAGAGUAGUGUGCCCGGUGAGGGGGAGUCGCCGCCCCGGUUGUGUCUGUGAUUGCUGUGUGAAGGAUAGUGCAGUGUGCGUUAUUUAACAGUUUGGGUGAUUUGGGAGAUUAGCGAAAAUCAUUGGUUCGAUAACGCCCCGUGCGUGUGUGUGUGCGUCUGCAAAGUGUCCAGCGAAGUGUGUGAGGGUAGUGUGGCUGGGGUGGUAUCGUGGGCGGUGUAUGUGCGUUUGUUGAGUGGUUUAAUUGGCGUUCUGUGUGGUGCACACUCACACACCAACACAGAAGGUGAGCAGAGUUGAAUGAAAAGUGCAUCGAAUCAGUGCAGAAAAGUCCGCUCGGUGAAUAUGUGAAGUGCGUUUUCCUUCCGAGCCAUUUCUUCGCUGGAAGAGGCCCGUAUUCCGUUCUUGUGGGCUUCUUUGUUUAGGGUGUGCAGAGCAGAAGGAGCGCGAAAGAGAAGGAGCGUUGGUGUGCGAAACGAGAGCGAGCGAGCGAGCGAGAGCGAACGCGCAGACACACGCACACCGCAGGAGAGCAAGAGCACGAGCGAGAGAAGAAAGGAAGAAGAAGAAGAAGAAGAGUAGAAAAACAACAUCAACAGCAGCCAACGACCGCGCUUGAACCCAUUGGACAAGGUUCUAGAGUCUGAAUACGCCAACCCAUUCCUCGCCACCAUCAUCGUUCCCACCGACAACCGACAGAGGGUGCUGUACUGUCGUGCUCUUCUUCCAUCCAAGCCGUAUUACUGUCACUGCCUCACAAACCAACGAAACCAAAGUGGCCAAGCUACGGCCAUCUGCCAUCACAUACACACUUUGCCAAUCUUCCUGAAACGCUGGACAUCAUCACACGGCGUAAGGAGUAGUAGGAUCGGUGCAUCGAAAACACGUCACCGACUGACCGGUCGCCUGUAUUCGCACCCCAUUUGCCAUUAGUGUCGUAUCGUCAGGCCCCCCCGCAGCAUCACAAAACUUCCCCCCAUCGUCAUUAUGGCGACCACGAUCGCUUCCAGAAGCGGGCGGUUGCUCGCCCUGCUGCUCAUACUGCCCGGUGCGUUCGUAGCGGUAGCACAAGCGGAACCGAUACUGAAGAUCCGCACGACUGAGUUUACCCGGUUUAACGAAGCUGUCGAAAUGCAAAGCUCAACGUCGUACAAUGCGCGCGGCAUGGCACCGCUGUACGAGAUCACCAAUCGCGUCAUCGAUCUGUUCGUCGACGAGAAUCCUAUCCCGGACGGCUACAUUACCGUGAAGGAAGGCGCGAUCGCACCCGGACCGAACGUUUCGGACAACAAUUGGGGCCCGCUGCUGAAGCAGUACUGGGCGAUCCUGCUGGUGGCGGCCCUGUGCAUCAUCAUGAUCGCGCUAAUGCCCAUCAUGGGACUGUGUCUGUGCUGCUGCCGGUGUUUCGGUGGCUGCGGCGGACGAUCGCAACCGUUCGACAAGAAACACGACACCUGCCGGCGGGCCAUUUUGGGCUUCCUGCUGAUCUGCUCCACCUCGGCUUUGGUAUUUGGCGUGGUGGUUGCGUUCGUCACGAACAGCUACAUGCAGCAUGGGGUGGAAAACAUUACCACUUCCGCCCGGCACGGUGUGCACGACACCCGCCUGUACCUGCAGACCACCUCGGCCCACAUCGACCACGUGCUGAACAAAAACUACCAGGAGCUGAACAACGACCUGAAGCAGCUGCUGCACGACGCCUCGGACAACAUUAUCAAGCGGCUCGAGGAGGAAUCGAAGGCGGAAAAGCUGACGACGCUGUACGAGUUCGUGGAAAAGCUGCCCGGCAUCAAGGGCAGCUUGGAGAAGAUGAAGCAGCUUACCAGCGAGCUACGGAUCACCGCCUCGCAGCUGAACGAUGGACUGCGCGGUGUGAAACGAGAACUGCUGACUUCGCUCAACAAGUGCGGCACGCAGGAGUGUAUUAAGGUGAUGGACGAUUACAAGAUCGGACGGUUGAAUGUGAACGGAAUCGACUACAACUCGAUACAAGACAGAUACUUCCCGAGGCUGCCCGAUCUCUCUCAAAUAAUAGAGAGUGUUAAGCAGCUGACGGACAGCAGCCUGGGCAGUGCCAUCCACCAGGGUGUCGACCAGAUGAACGAACUGAAGAGCACGCUGCGGCAGACCGUGCUGCAGAACAUUCCGAAAGUGCAGGCCGCUUCGGACUCGACCGGGAAGGCCAUCAAGGACGUGUCGAACAUGCUGACCUCGCGGCUGAACAACGUGGCCGACACGCUCGGCAACAACUCCUACAAGCACCUGGACACGGCGGACGAGUACAUCGAGCAGUACAGCAUCUACCGCUACUACGCCGGGUUGGGCAUUAGCUCCGUGCUGCUGCUGAUACUGAUGUGUCUGGUGUUUGGGCUGCUGUGCGGCAUCUGUGGCAAGCGGCCGGACGGUUACGGUGACGAUUGCUGCAACAAAGGUGCCGGUGGCCGCUUCUUGAUAUUCUCGGUUGCCAUCAUCUUCCUUACCUUCUCCGUCAUUUUGGCGGUCGCGUUGGCCUCCUUCCUGGUGGGCACGCUGACGCGCCGUGCCGCGUGCGACUCGCUGCGCGACCCGGCCAACGACCAGAUCAUCAACUAUCUCGACCAGUUCGUCGAUCUCAACCGGCUGUACGCGGAUCUGCGGGCGCAGGCGGAACGGUCGCGCACGAAGCUGCAGGUCAGCGAGCAGGUGGAACCGGUCCACAUCGGCGAGGUGAUUGUGGCCUGCCAGCAGAACGAAACGAUCUACAAGGUGCUGAAGCUGAACAACUUCAUCGACAUCCGCACGAUACGCGACUUCCCGGAGCACUACGGCAUUACGCGCGAGCUGGCGGCGCUGAAGGAAAAGAUCAAGAUCCAGUCGGUGCAAAUCCUGACGCCGGAAGCGACGGAAGACAUCCGUGCGCUGCAGGAGUCGAAGCUGAACGAUUUCGAUGUGGAUAAGUUUACCGACAAUUUGACCUUCAACAUCACCGAGUACAACUUGAACGAAAUCGCCGACAAGCUGCGAGAGGUGGCGAACCGUGUGCCAUCCGGCAAGGAAAUGAACGACAUCAAAGUGAACCUCAAAAACCAAGCGCUCCAUCUGUCUUCCUACCAGACCAACCUCGUCGAUCCGAUGAUUGCGUCUACCAACGAGCUGAUUAAGCUGUCCACCACGCUAGACACUAGCCUGAAGUUUGGCGAAAAGUCGUUCUCGGCGGCGAUCGAUAAGUUCCUGACCCAGAUCAAGGACGCCGAGGAGUACAUCAACAAGUACGGCAAAACGUUCGUGCAGAACGUGACCGAGGAGCUGGUGUCCGGCUUUAACAACCAGAUCCAUUCGUACAUCACGCUCGUGAUCGAGUCGACCGAGGGCGACAUUGGGCUGUGCGGACCGGUAUACAACGUGUACGAAUCGGUCAUUGUGGCGUCGUGCAAUCGCAUCGUCGAUCCAUUCAAUGGAUUCUGGGCUGGCGUUGUGUGGUGUCUGCUACUGUUCCUGCCGUCGAUCAUUUUCGGCGUCAAGCUGUCGACGCUGUACCAAAAGUCGGAUCCCUACCCGGGCCCGAUGGUGGAAUCUGAGUAUCUGUAUGAUGCCUACACCGAGCGUGAUAACAUUCCUCUCGCGAGUGGUCCGAAAAACAAGCGCCGCAAGAAGCAGGACCGUCGCCGUGAGUCGCGCGAUCGCCGCGAGAUCUACUACGAAGAGGGCAGCCCUUCGCACAGCCGCGACCCGCGGUACAACGAUAUGGCUCCGAAAAACUGGGAUGGAGCUCCGCCACGGUACCAGAACCCGCCGAUGGCACCACCGGCAGCAGAGUAUGAGCGACCACCACCGUACUACUAUCCGGGCGCUCCGAGCGAACACGAGUAAAGCGCGCCAUUAAUGUCAUCCCUUUAGUUCCGGACAAGAUCCGCGGAGAUUUGUUUCGCCUGCUAGUAUGUUUGGACAGAGUGUGUGGAAGUAGGAAAUGAUCAGUAAUGUACGGUUUGUCGGCCAGACGAUCCUGACCAAUGGCUUCUUCCACAAGAUCCCUUCAAACAGCACCACACACAAAAACACACAUCCGCGCGUGCCAAGGUGCCAGAAAGGAAAGGGAAAUGUGUUCAAACACUGGUUGCACAUGAAAGCGCAUUUGCGCUUAUUCUCUAUCAUCUAUCAUUUACAAAAUUCGCCAUCGAGAACGGAAGCAUAGCACGUGGUUUUUUUUUCGUUUCGUUUCGUUUCGUUUUGCUGUUUUGCGCAGUAAAGCUCCUUCUUUAUUUGCCUAACCGACAUACACACGUAAAUAUUAUACUCAAUGCUGUGCAGGAGUAGUAGUAGUAAUAGUAGUAGUAGUAAGAGCGGAAGAUUGAACUUUUAAGCGGUCCUGUUUGUUUUCCGUUUUGAAGCAGUAAGAAUUAGUUAUAUUUUUCAUACGCUCUACUGCGUUGCCGGGAGUUACGCGACCGGGAUCGGUACAAGCAUUUAAAAGAUUUAAAAGAGACGCGAGAGAGAGCAGCAAGGAAAAUGUGUGUGUGUGUGUAGUAUGAAAAUAUAAGAAUCUCAAAUUCGGUGUGGCCUGUUUGCUGCCAUAAUUUGCUCCAUUUUCAAUGCAACGCCGACGAGUGUACAGGGGUUUGCUGCGUUGCUACAAUUUUCAUUCCAAAAAAGGACCAAACGAUUCUUCGAAUGAGAUCAUUACAAACGAAACAACCAUGCGCCGCAAUAUACGUAGCAUUUGAUCGUGCAUAGAUCGUGACAUACCUUCCGUGUGCGUGCGUGCGUGUGCGUGCGUGCGUGUGCGUGUCUGUUUGCUCAAGAAUGUUAAUUUGAAAAGGGAAGAGAGAAAGAGAAAAAAGCGAGACAUUAAAAUGCUGAAUACGCAUGAAGUUUUAUCGAAUUAUAAUAAUUAGUGGUUUGAUCGCACCGCCGCGACCCGAUCAAUCAGUCCGCUGUCAAAGGGGACAAAGCAACCGCAUACUGCCCUUCCCCUUCCCCUUUUAUUGCGAUUGAAUAUUCAAAAUAUUCUCUGUUUAGUGGGUUUUAAGUGGUCCUGUGUGUGCGUGCGUCUUUUUUACCGCCGUCUUUUUGCUAUUUACGAAUGCUCCGUGCCCCUAUCGUGUCGUCUUCGAAUGGACGGGUACAAUGCUCAGUUUACAUCAGUCACCACACCGUAGCAAAUCCUCUUACCGGCGUGGUGUGGUAGUAGGUAGCGUACACGGGUAUGUUGUAAAAUGGGGGUUUCAGCAGCUCCCUUUGGGUUUUGGUGUGGAGAAACAAAAAGCACAUAAUUUAGAGUAGUAAUUCUGCUUUGAAAAAAAAAGGAAAGAAAGGGCUGGUAGACGGCAACAGGACAGAAGUUCCUUAGGGUGUUUGCAUCGAAGGGGCGGGUUGAACGUUUAAACUCUGUGCUUGUAUAAAUACCCCGAAGGCUGAUUAGCUGUACGUUGUAGGUAAAACACACAUCAUCUUUCCCCCCUUUUCCUCCCCAGCCAAGCACUGUGGUUUCGCAUUUGCAAACGAUCAACCAAGCGCAGGUUUGAGCUGGUUAGAUGGCAUAAUUAUUAUGUUUUGUUUUUUGUUUUCCGUUGCUUAUCGUGUGUCUGUGUUGACGUACGCUGUACGCCUUCCAGCGAUGAUAAACGUUUCUUCUUUUUUUAACAAAAAUCACCCCGUUUAGCCCGAAUCUCGCGAGUAUAGGUUAUUGUUUCGUGAUUUUAUUUUACUUGCUCGAAAAUGCAUACUUUUAAUGAUCGAAAGAAGAAAAAAAUGUUCUUUUAGUUAAUUUAGGAUGUUUUAGGAAAAAAAAGAAGAGAAAAGAAAACACCACAAUGCGAUGCAUUAUAAUUUAGUUUAAUUUGUUGCUAGCAACAGUAGUAGCGAUAGUGUAUUUCAUUUAUUAUUAGUGCGAAAGGUUUAGUCUUUUUUUUUGUUUGUUUCGUUUGCCUGGCGGGUUCGGAUUCGAUCAAGCACUUCUCUUCAUUCGGCCGUAGAGUGUAUGAGUACAUGUGUGUGGUUGGCGAGGCAUCUUUUACACUGCAGGGAGAUGUUGGUGUAAAGUGCCACGUGCUCAGUAAAUUAGAAUUUUAACCGUUUGUGUUGAGGAUGAAAUAAAACUCAAAACAGAAAAGAAGAAAAAACAACCUAUCCGUAAUCCCAUUAUCCAUGUGACGCGAAGACACAUGAGUGUACGAGGUGAAUUGGGAUAAGACUUUCUUAAUAAUUACUAUUUAGCAAACGAAUCACAUAACACAACCGCUCUACACAGAGAGAAUGACACAAAGACGCUGUGGAAGAGCAGUGGAAAAUAACGAUUCUAAAAUAACAGUACCCAAAAGCUCUAUUCUACACACACACGUACGAUCUUUUUAUCCUUCUCAACGCGUUGAACGUAGAUGGUGGAAGAUGGUAAGUGUGACGAGGCAGUAGCACACAUAUAUACACAUAUGCAGUACAGAGAAAAAGAGAAAGGUGUAAAGAGCCGAUAAAAAGAAGAAACAUUUUCGAUUGGAAAGUUGGUAACCAAUGUAACAAAAACAAAACAAAAAUUGGCAUAAGAGAAGCAGUUGGGAAAAUAUAAACACACACACACACACAUGUAGAAGAGUAAAACUGGUGUAAUGUACAACAGCUAACAUACUUUUCAGUGUGGAUUUUUCUCCUCCUCCUGUUGCGUGAAGUUGCAGUUGCGCCGGAGAUUGCAUUUAUUCGUAUAAAUUCAUGUACCUUACUGUGUGUGUGUAAAUGUAUGUGUGCGUGUGUGAGUGUGUACUGGUAUUUCAAAUUUGCCAAUUCUCAAAUUUUGUGCACGGUUUGCCCCUGAUCAUCAUCAUUCUUCUUCACUCGUAAUAUUAUUCUUGAUGAAAGUGAGGUAAAAACGAUCGUCAUCAAAGCUACGAUCUACAUCAAUCUGUUGCAGGAAAGGCAAACAAAGAAAUACCGUAUAAAGCUACGCCAAGUUCACACAAGUGUUUUCUACAUGCAACAAAAUGGGUCAAACAAGAAGAAGAAGAAGAAGAAAAACAACAAAACAAGUAAAACAUAUAAACACACAUCUCAAUGUAAUACAGUAAGAAAGAAGAAACAAAAAUCUGGAAGCAAAACAGCAAAGGGGGUGCUGGCAAGAACAGAUAAAAACUAUGACAGAUAACAGAAACAAACAAGAAGAAAAGAAAAACAAAACUAAAGUGAUAAUAUAUAAA